AUGAACUCCUGGUGCUUGAUCAUUUUAUGUGCUGUUUUUCUUAUAAUUACAAUUAACGGUGCGGUAGUAUUAGACAGAGAUGAUGUAGAACAGCAAGGACUUUAUAAAAAAUCAGACCACGUAACUAUACUGACGAACAAGAACUUCGACAAGAAAGUUUACGGUCAGAAAAAUGCGUAUUUAGUCCAGUUUUAUAACAGUUAUUGUGGACACUGCAGAGCGUUUGCGCCUAAGUUUAAGAGUCUAGCCGCUGAUAUUGAACAUUGGGCUAAUGUUGUAAAAUUAGCGGUCAUUGACUGUUCGGUAGAGGAAAACAACGAAAUAUGUAGGCAGUUUGAAGUAAUGGCCUACCCAUCACUACGGUAUUUACACGAGAACUACGUUAAGGGAAACGCUUUUGUUGGUGAUAAAUUUUCAUCAGCGGACACGGCUGAUAAACUUAAAUCUCAAUUAAUUGCCAAGAUCCAAUCUGAACAAACUCUAGGUCGUCUUCCACUUGCGCCUCGUCUGGAUAUUGCAGCUUAUGCAUCCUAUGCUGCAGUUUUGAGUAAAGUGCCAAGUGAUAUUAAAUAUACCUUCCUUGUAUUUGAGAAUGAAAAUUCUACCGCUGGUUCUGAACUUGCUCUAGAUAUAAGUGACUAUAAGAAUGUAAUUGUUCGUAGAGUUCAUGAGAACAGUGAACUAGCUGAUAUAGCCGGAGUGACCCACUUCCCUGGGUUAGUUGCUGUGAAAUCAACACUAGAACCUACACCCCUCACCCCCAAAAACCCCUCUAGCCAAAAUCUACUUAAUGCUGUGAAUACAUUUUUAAAAACCAAAAACUAUGCAUUCCCUGAGAGAAAUAGUGCAGUUGAGGACACUUUAAAUAAUUUUAUCUCUGAACAAUUUGCACCAGAGCACUCAUUAAUUAUUUGGAUGUUGCUUGUACUGUCAUUCCCAGCUAGGAAGAAGUUAAAAGAGUACCUGACAGAAUUGCGAGAUACACUAGCUUCUAGAAACCAGUGGAGUGGAAACGAAGUGUAUGAAAAUGUUAUAAGGCUUGAGGUUAAUCAUGAUCCGGUAUAUACGAGCAACUCAGACUACAUCGGAUGCAAGGGAAGCCAACCACAAUACCGGGGAUAUACAUGUGGAUUAUGGACGUUGUUCCAUACACUAACGGUAAAUGCCGCCCAAAAACCAGGCCUGGAAGGUCCGAGAGUUCUGAGUGCUAUGCACGGAUAUGUUAAGCAUUUCUUUGGGUGUACUGAAUGUUCUGUACACUUCCAAGCAAUGGCUGAUAAGAACAGAAUAUUUCAGAUAAAAGAGAACGAUAAGGCUGUUCUAUGGCUCUGGAUAGCACACAAUGAAGUGAAUUUGAGAUUAGCGGGUGAUGUUACAGAAGACCCCAAAUACCCUAAAAUACAAUACCCUAGUGUUUCAAACUGUCCCAAAUGUAGACUAUCUCGUGGUGCCUGGAACUUACCUGCUGUAUAUGAAUAUUUGCAAAGAGUGUAUGGCGCUGAGAACAUUCGAGAUCUCAGAAGAGCAAGAUCAGCUGCGGCCCCACAGAGUCCAUUCUCCAACCUGGAUAUCGGGAUGCUAAGCUUUUUUAUCGGGAUCUUUCCUGCAGAAGAGAUCGUAAUUUUCAUGAUAAGGUAUAUGGCAGGUUGA
This is a messenger RNA of Leptosia nina, 1650 nucleotides long. The record is from the annotation of a GenBank genome assembly. Lineage: Eukaryota; Metazoa; Arthropoda; Insecta; Lepidoptera; Pieridae.